This is a messenger RNA of Solanum dulcamara, 2102 nucleotides long. RefSeq lists its product as uncharacterized. Lineage: Eukaryota; Viridiplantae; Streptophyta; Magnoliopsida; Solanales; Solanaceae. The record is from RefSeq and is a predicted model, not a curated record. The transcript has 9 exons. The coding region runs from base 244 to 1917 and encodes 557 amino acids.
UUGGCGUGUGUUGGUACAAUUUCGGAACGUUUAUGUAGAGUUAAGCAAUUAUCCUUCUUUUUCUAUGUUUGCUCUUCUGAGACUGGCCGGCCGCCGCCUUUGUAGACUGUACAGUUAGUUCAAGAUUGGCGGAUUCAAGAUUUUAGACCAGCAAGUCCAGUGUAUCGUUGGAUCACUUCUGUUCCACAAUUGUAAUUGGCAUCUGGAAUGGGAGAACACAAAUUUGUGAGGUGAGUCAGAAAAAUGGGCGCUUGUGUAUCGAUUCCAGGCCAUACGAUCAAAGUAAAGAAGAGACAUGAUCGUCGUAGUCACAGAAAAUUCCAUGGAAAGAAUUUGAUCUCUCUUGUAGAAGGAACCAGGAGAAGAAACAGUGAUGUAGGACCACACAUUGCUGUUAGUGAGUUUGUUAGAAGAUCUGAGGUCUCCAAUUCCAAAUAUCAUCUUACUCAGUUGCAGUGGCAUCAUACUCAAACAGAUGCUACUGUUCUUAGCCAAGAAGAAGCUUGGUUUGAUACAUGCAGCAACGUUGACUCCGACUCAGAUGAUGACUUCAGUAGCGUCUAUGGAGAUCUAUUCCCAAAAACUGGACAAGUGCUUCAAUAUGAAACUUCAUCAUGCUUUAUGGAUAACAACCUUAAGUACAAGGAGUACCAUGAAAGAUAUCUCAAGAUAGAUGGCAGUAGAUCAGAUAAAUUUUUGCUCAAAGAUGGAGUUCAAAGUCCAAAAGGACUUGCACUUAUAGGUGGUCAGGGCUAUGAAGUUCCGUCCCUUGGGAAGCACGAAGUCCUUGGUGCUCAAAGGAAGAGAUAUUUGGAUCGUUCAUACGGAAGUUUUAAUAGUGUUAAAGAGGAUAAACUCGGUAUGCUGGAGAAAACCCAAGAGAAUGUGCUCAAGAAUGUCCAACCGAAGCUGGUUACUUCCUUAAGUUUUAAUGAACAGAUCAUUAGUGCAUCAAAAUCAGGCCAAGUUUCUCAACUAAAGCAAUCAACUAUAAGGCUUUCUCUAAAGAGAACAUCUGUGGAUGGUAAAGAAGAUGAUAAAUAUUGUGCAUCAAAAAAAUAUCUUUAUCGUCCAAGGGCCGGGCUGCAAAUUCCUUGUUGUACAGAAGAAAAGUUAACUGCAGGAAGUUGGUCAAAGAUUGAUCCCUCCAACUUUAAGCUACGUAGCGAUAGUUAUUUCAGGGACAAGAGAAAAUCACCUGCUCCAAAUGUGUCUCCAUAUACUCCUAUUGGGGUUGAUUUAUUUGUGUGUCCUAAGAAGAUAAAUCACAUUUCACAACACCUUGUGCUUCCCUCUGUAAAAGGAGUUGGAAAAUUUCCUCCAUUACUUAUUGUCAAUAUUCAAUUGCCUACUUAUCCCGCUCCAAUGUUCGUUGGUGAUGGUGACGGAGAAGGCUUGAGCCUUGUAAUAUAUUUCAAAAUUUCUGAAACUUUUGACAAAGACAUUUCUCCCCAGUUCCAGGACAGCAUCACGAGAUUAGUUGAGGAUGAUAUGGAAAAGGUUAAAGGAUUUGUUAGAGAAUCAUCCGUUCCUUUUAGAGAGAGGUUGAAGAUUAUGGUUGGAGUGGUUAAUCCAGAUGAGCUUGUUUCAAAUGCUACUGAAAGUAAGCUUUUGAAUGCUUACAAUGAGAAGCCCGUGCUUUCGCGUCCUCAACACAGCUUUUAUCAGGGGCCAAAUUACUUUGAAGUUGAUCUUGACAUUCAUCACUUCAGCUACAUUGCAAGAAAGGGACUCGACUCUUUUAGGGAGCGUUUAGGAUUCGGGAUACUGGAUCUUGGUCUAACAAUUCAGGCACAGAAGCCAGAGGAGUUACCGGAGAAAGUGCUUGGAUGUGUGAGAUUGAACAAGAUUAACUUUGUUGAUCAUAAUGACCAAAUACCAACACUUAUGUGUGUUGAAGAUUCAUUUUCAGAUUGAUAUUACUACUGUCAUCUGCAUUUGGAGUGGAGGAGUCUUCAGAUAGUUAAGCAGUCCCAGUUUUCUAUAAAUGACAUUUUAUAAGAGUCCACAAAUAUUUGUUCUUAUAGAUGACAGACUACUAUCAUGUUAAUACGACCAUUUGGUAACAUCCAUAAAAUUUUGCUGAUGAAAAUAAAUUUAUU